AUGAAUGGUUGUUUUCGAACCGACGUCACGAUCUCGAGUUGGGGCGUGACAUAUUCGGGAAAAAUGAAAGAUGGAAGAUUUCACGACGACAACGCGAGUUUAACGUAUCCGAAUAAGUUUAAAGCACUCAAUUGCGUUUACAACAAUGGAGUACUCGUAGAUUGUAAAUUUCAAUUUCCGGAUAUGUUAUGGCACGAAAAAAAAAAUUGGAGAUAUUGUCAAGCACCUGAUAGGAGGUUUUGGAGCGAAGUGAGAAAAGGUUUAAAACCUGGUAAAAUAGCACAGAAAACGGAAUUAGAUCCACCGAGAAAAAUUCCUCCGGGUGGUUACGAUACAAACGAUGGAUUUUACGAUGUUAAAACUCUUGCAUUGAACAGUCCAAACGGAGAAAUGUUAAGAGUUCCUUUAUGCAAGGAGAGCAUUUGGAUAAGAAAAUAUUGUCGGAAAGGUUUCAAAGUUCCAACGGGUUUUCGUCCGGAUUUAUACGAGAAUUGGUUUAAUUACAAUUACGAUUUUAUAAACAACAUACUCAGACACCACGAAAUGUACAGGAAUAAAAGAAUCACGUACGAAGCCUUGCAACAAUAUUAUGCUGAUAACGACAUAUUACCGAGUUAUUCGCCAUAUAAGAAAAAAAGAAGAUGGUCGUCGAUUGCGUUGGAAAAUUAUUUGAAAACUAUACCGGAUCCUGUAAAAUUAAAGAGGAAUUUAAAAAGAUAUAGAGAACAUAAAUUAUCGAGACUUUUAGCUAAACCCGCGGAGGCGGACGUGACCAUCGUGAAUAAAGACGUUGAAGUUCCAGUUGUGAAAUCAUUCAUAAAUAAAAUGAAAUCGAAAAGUUCGAUAAAAUACACGGAUGAUCACGUGAAACCACCGACAUCGGUUUUAAACGCGCGUUCGUCGAAAUUAAGUUUCAAACGUUCCGACGAUAUACUCUCGUAUUUAACGAACGAUACAUCGAAAAGUCGAACGUCUCUGAAGAAAAUACCAGAAAAAUAUUUGGCUCCACAACCCAUACAAAGACCACCUUUUCAAACGUCUCGUAAAAUGCCAUCCUACUGUUAUGAAGAUGGUAAAAGAAUGAUGAAUUCAACUGGUAAAUCCGAAUUAUCGGGUUAUAAAUUAACGAGAAGGAAAAUGCUAAAUAAAUUUAUGAAAGAGAUAAUAAUGGAGGCUGCGAUGAAAGGGAUCAUGGAAGAAACGCAAAGGGAAAGAAUGAGAUUGUUAUGGGCGAGUCCAGUACAAUCACAAAUUCAACGUAAUAAAACAAAAGAAGAAAAUUGUUUGCAAGUAUUGGGAGAAAUAUUCGAAUCGAUACCGGAUAAAGAAGAAUACACGGAUUCGGAUUUAUCGAAAACUUUCGAUUUUAAAAAAUUAGCAGAAGAUAAAUACAACGAUUUGAAAUAUUGGGGUAAAAGAUUAUUCACGUUGAGUUUUGAAUCUGCGUAA
Molecule: messenger RNA, 1449 nt
Organism: Pediculus humanus corporis (human body louse)
Lineage: Eukaryota; Metazoa; Arthropoda; Insecta; Psocodea; Pediculidae
Exons: 4
Coding region: 1-1449 (482 amino acids)
Source: RefSeq, a predicted model, not a curated record